AUGGGAACGUUGCGGUCGCAAAAGAGACUGGCAGCCGCUGUGUUAAAAUGCGGCAGAAACAAAAUCUGGUUGGACCCCAAUGAAACGAAUGAAAUUUCCAAUGCCAACUCGCGCCAGAACAUUCGUAAACUGAUCAAGAAUGGUUUGAUCAUCAGAAAGCCUGUUGCUGUGCACUCAAGAGCCAGAGUUCGCAAGAACAUGAUUGCUCGUAGGAAGGGCAGACACACUGGAACUGGUAAGAGGAAGGGUACAGCCAACGCUCGUAUGCCAGAGAAAGUCAUCUGGAUCAGAAGAAUGAGAGUUCUCAGAC
Molecule: messenger RNA, 310 nt
Organism: Helobdella robusta
Lineage: Eukaryota; Metazoa; Annelida; Clitellata; Rhynchobdellida; Glossiphoniidae
Exons: 3
Biological process (GO): translation
Cellular component (GO): ribosome; cytosolic large ribosomal subunit
Molecular function (GO): RNA binding; structural constituent of ribosome
Source: RefSeq, a predicted model, not a curated record